Molecule: messenger RNA, 1203 nt
Organism: Zasmidium cellare ATCC 36951
Lineage: Eukaryota; Fungi; Ascomycota; Dothideomycetes; Mycosphaerellales; Mycosphaerellaceae
Exons: 5
Coding region: 1-1203 (400 amino acids)
Source: RefSeq, a predicted model, not a curated record
AUGGCUAUCGGAAACGGCAUCACCGUCCGCAUCAAGGGCGCAGAUGGCCGCGAAAUCGACGAACUUAAGCCAAACGAAAAAGAGCCGCGCUCUUUCCGUUACAGAACCAUCAGUGCGACACCAGGCACUAAAUUCGAGGUAAGCGUGACCGUAGAGAAGCGGUUCGACUGGAAAGAUGCGGAUUGCAUCUUUGUUGCAAUUGCGUACGACGAUGGCGCGGAGGAGCACCUGGGCGAGGUGGACUACACCAUGGUUUGGGCUAUCAGCUCCAAGAAAGACUUUCUAGGGGAGCACUUAUUCACGGCGUAUUUCAUGACGGCUGCGGCUACUGGUGCCACGAGGAACGUCAAGCAGGACAAGUACCGCCACCGAUCUAAAGACGAUUUGGUUUCUCACCGUGCCUGCAUUUCGGUCUACGUCCACCGUGGCCACCUCUCCCCGAAUCCGAAGAAGCGACGCCUCGCAGACCCUUUGUCUAGCUUUCUCCAGAGCAAUCUCAAGGACAUUGACAAAAUCAAGGAUUCCAAGCUCAAGAUUAAUUUCGAGAGCUUUCAGCCACUUGAUCGAAAGGACGGUAAUGUCUGCGAAUUCCAUUUUCGCAACAUCAAUCCUGCCGAGUUUGUCAACCUCAUGACACCCGCGCCAUCCCACCCCAAGACCAAAAACGCUGGCUCCGCCACGCCUAGGACCAACAGGAGUGAUACACUGGAUGCUGCAGCUGCGAGGAGAUCGCAAGGCCUGCGUGGUAUCCCGCAGAGAGACUACUCUCUGCCGAACAUGUGGCAAAAGCAGGGAUACCCGUGGGAUGAGCAUGAGCACGAGAGUACACAAGUGACCGGAGCCGACCGCCCAGCCCGGCAGCGUUACAAGAGGCCUACGGUCGUUAGCGUCAGCGACGAGGAUGACGACGACGACGACGACGACGAGAUUGUGGUCCAGAAUCCACGCCGUGCAACCAAGUCAAAGCCUCCUCCGCAAGAGGAAGCACCAGUCAACACGGUCGAGGAGCAACAUUCGGUUCCAGCCCCGGCGUCUCGCUCCGACAGUGGUACUGUUACGGGAGACACAGAUGCACCGGCGAAGGAGACCAAGUCAAGUGCCAAAUCGAAGCAGAAGAGGGAGCUGGAGCUGGAUUUGGAGGAGGUCGAGUUGGAUAAGAAGGCUAUUCAGAUCAAGAGGCGACUGAUGAACCUUGACGAUUGA